CUCUUUGGUAUUUCAGGAGCAGACCCGUGAGAUAAGCUCCCCGAUGGCUACGUCCACUACGAUCUCCGUCACUAUAGGGACAAGUAGCACAUUUGGGGUAGAUAACCAACCAACCCCUACAACGUGGACAUCGGGAUUUCGUAUAUUGUACGGCUCAGGCUUUACGGACACCCAGCCUCUAGGCCCCGAAGAGAUUCCAACAGCUAUCCAGUCAUCUCUCAAUUCUCCCGUCUCCUCUACUAGCGAUCCUGCGAGCCCCUCGGCCAGUACAAAUCCCUCGACCACGACCAUCUCGAGCACCAGCACCGACACCAACACCGACACCAGUGCCGCCACUGGCACCAGCUCCAGCUCCAGCUCCAGCAGUCCCAAUCAUUCAUCAACGGCUGUCUUAUCUCCUUCUAGCGACAAUGGCUCGUCGGGCCACUCGACAGGAGCACUCGCCGGGGCAGCCGUAGGAUGUGCCAUUGGUGGCAUCCUGAUCGGUCUGGUGGCCGCUUGGCUCCUCUUCCGCCGACGACGUAGAGGACAAGACGACAGAAAUACUGUUCCUCGCGACGAUCCUCGGGCAUUCGCCGCUGUUGAGAAACCGUCCCCCACCGUGAGCGACGAUGCGACCCCGUUGAACCAUCUACUCCUCGACGCGACUCCCGAUAGAGAGAUUGAGGCCGAACUACAGGCUUUGGGGCAUCUCAUCGAUCAACAUGUCGAGAAAUACUAUCAUCUCGACCCGAUCUCCGACGUAUCGAUCUUGUCAGAGCAUCUCUCUCCGCUCGGGGACUUCCCUCAUGGCACAGAAGCGAUUGCAGGAGUAUGCGCAAAGCCAAUGUCUCGCCAGACUGGUCUUCGGCACGUCAUCUCGCAAGUCAUUUUCAGGAGCCUUGACAUCUACUCCCAAAGCGCCUUUUCCUUGCUCCCGACGCCUGUUAGCACUUUUGUAGACUCCAUCCCCUCUCGCAAUGCGACAGCUCAAUCAGCUGCCUUGUCCGAAUGGCGUCGUCUCUCUGCUUUCCUCCUUCAUCCAAACCCUUAUGAGCGAACGUCUCUGCCCAUUUCAGAAGCUACUCUCAGCUCCCAAGCCCAGGCCCUGACGACCCGCCUCAACGGCUUCCUCCACCACUUCGUCGGGACCAGCCACAACGCGCAGACAGAUCACCUGCAGGCAGUCAUCGUCGAGUGCACCAAGCUCGGCUAUGCAAUCUUAUCACAGCCCCAGGAUUGGCGUUUCGUGUUUGAAAAGGGCAACUCGGUGGUGGUGUGCCCUGGGCUGGACAAGGGGGGAAGACGGGUAGUGGAACCCGAGGUCGGAGCCAUUGGUGCAUAACUAGGUUUUGUAGUGGAGUAGAAUGCCCUGUCAUGGACCUAUUAUCGUAGUCGAUUGUGUCUGUUGGUUGUAUCCGACGAGAGUGCAGGGGAUCAACCAACAAGUUGUUACAAGUG
Molecule: messenger RNA, 1440 nt
Organism: Fusarium vanettenii 77-13-4
Lineage: Eukaryota; Fungi; Ascomycota; Sordariomycetes; Hypocreales; Nectriaceae
Exons: 2
Coding region: 44-1324 (426 amino acids)
Source: RefSeq, a predicted model, not a curated record